CCCAAAACAGAGUUGCUAUCAGUUUAUUUCCUUCUCUACCGAACACCCCCCGUACAAGAGCACACAACAAGAGAACGUCCACUUCCCAGAGCAUGAUGGCAAAAAAAUGAAGUUGCAAAGGAAGCACUUUGCAUUCAGGGACGCUGAUUAAUCUCCUGUGUUUCAUUAACAUGCACCUGGAGCUCUCCAAGGCAUAAAACAUUGUGUUGCUUUUUGGCUUUCUGAUAGCCUAACGGUGGUUGUCUCACCAGACCGGAGCACAAAGACACCUCUGCUGCCAUGUAUUUGUCUUGAUGACACACACAGGAUCAUGGACCCCUUUAUUGGCCCCAAGAGGGAGUACUGUUAGGUUAGCUGCACCUGCAAAGAUCUACAAUCAGAAUACCAGCGGGGUGAAUGUACUGCUGCAGCAUGCUGCAGGAUGAGAGCUGGAGAAUAUUCCUCUGACAAACAAAAAUGAAGAUGGAACAUAUUUUUAAACUUUACAACACUUGGUAAAACUUUGUUGACAAGUUUUUGAGACAAUGGCUGGAAUUAACAGCCACAUAGAGGGAGGCGAGGAUGCAGGGCUUGUGGGGAUGGGACUGCGUAUCUCUGUGUCUCCCGUGCAAACUGCUUUUUACAUCAUCCUGGUGAUGCUGGGGAUCAUUGGUAAUGCCACCGUGGUUGGGGUGAUUGGUAAGAGUGUCAUAGUGGACCGGGUUGGGGGACGUAACUCGGACAUAAUUAUCAUUAACAUGGCACUUUCCAACCUGCUGGUGUCUGUGAUGAGGAACACACUGCUUAUCGUCUCAGACGUGGGACUUGAGCUAUACUCAUCCAAAGAGUGGUGUCAGUUUCUCAUGGGUGUCUGGGUGUGGCUGCGAUCGGUCAACGUGUGGUCAACGCUCUUCCUCAGUGCGUUCCACCUCCAAACAUUGAGGCGUGUGGCUCCAGCUAUUGGGAACCUUCAUGCGCCCCGGGGUCUCCCUAAGACCCUAAUGUUCAUUUUGGGCCUCAUCUGGUGUCUCAACUUUAUUUACUCCAUUCCUGCUCAUAUCUAUUCCACUAGUGGGGACGUAAACAGCACCGAGACCCUGAUGCUGGUGAGCAGCACGACGCGCCCCCUGCUGGGCUGUGUCUGGAACUUCCCCUCCAGCUACAGCGGCCUCGCCUACGCCACCACAUCUAUGGUGAUCCAUGAAACUAUUCCCAUAAUCCUAAUGGCCUUCACCAACCUGGGCUCCCUCUACACGCUCUACACCCACAGCAGGAUGAGGAGCUCGGUACCAGAUGCACCAGUCAUAAAGCGCGUGCCUGCUGAGAGGAGAGCAGCCAAGGUAAUUCUUGCUCUCAUAAUGCUCUUCAUUGCAUCCUGGGGAACCAGCAUCAUCUCAGUCAACUAUUUCAACUACAACCGCGGCUCCUCAGCAGAGUUUCUUCUGGUCAUCGCUCGUUUUGCCAACAUCAUCUUCAUUGCCAUGUCACCGGCUGUUCUGGCAGUGGGCCACCGGCGGCUACGUUCGUUCGUCAAGUCUAUGCUCUCUAAAUGACACAGCCCUGUGCAGCUCUCACAAUACCGCUAAUCAAAAGCUAUUGUUUGCAUCAACUUCAAAAACACAUUUAAAGGGGGUCAACAUGUUGAGUACUUUUCUCUAAUUUGUCCUCUGUACAACACUAUUUUGGAAGAGUUUUAUUUGGCUUAUUGAAUUUUAUUUGAGCUUUUGUUUUUUUAGGCAUGUAAAAUGUGAUUUUGGCUAAAAGAUUAUUUGAAUACAUCUUAGCUCAAAAGAAACAACAAAGAAGCAAUGAUAGAUUGAAUUAGAUGAACUAGUUUCGACCAUACAAGAAAACAAAUCCCCUGCUGAUAAUAAUUUGUGACUCAGAAAACAUACUGUGUCUCUGCUUGACUUGCACUUAAUGGCUUGAAAUAUCUCAGAAUAACCUCAAAUAAUACUUGACAAAAGUUCUGUCCAGAGGACACAUGCAGUUGGU
Gymnodraco acuticeps is the source of this 1974-nucleotide messenger RNA. RefSeq names its product olfactory receptor class A-like protein 4. Bases 525 to 1532 code for a protein of 335 amino acids. Gene Ontology annotation, molecular function: G protein-coupled receptor activity. Gene Ontology annotation, biological process: G protein-coupled receptor signaling pathway. The record is from RefSeq and is a predicted model, not a curated record. Gene Ontology annotation, cellular component: membrane. The transcript is spliced from 4 exons. NCBI's taxonomy places the organism in Eukaryota, Metazoa, Chordata, Actinopteri, Perciformes, Bathydraconidae.